This is a messenger RNA of Candidozyma auris, 1032 nucleotides long. RefSeq lists its product as uncharacterized. Gene Ontology annotation, cellular component: nucleolus; chromosome, centromeric core domain; monopolin complex. The record is from RefSeq and is a predicted model, not a curated record. Bases 1 to 1032 code for a protein of 343 amino acids. Gene Ontology annotation, molecular function: protein binding; microtubule site clamp. Lineage: Eukaryota; Fungi; Ascomycota; Pichiomycetes; Serinales; Metschnikowiaceae. The transcript has a single exon. Gene Ontology annotation, biological process: homologous chromosome segregation; meiotic sister chromatid segregation; attachment of mitotic spindle microtubules to kinetochore.
AUGCCGAGAGCUAAGAAGCAACAAGAUCCGGACGAGUCCAUAGAGGUUGUGUCUGAAGAGCAACGCGUCCGGAAAUCCCCCAGACGAAAGAACCCAACAGAAAAGAUGACCAAGCCUGUGAAGAAGGAAACGAAGAAACCGGGACCAAAAAAAAGGGGACCCAAAAAAGCAUCCAAAGAUCAAUAUGGCUUGCCUCAAUUACUGCCGUCUAAAGAGAUUCCUCUGCCCAUAGAGUUCCCCAAAGUGAUGUCUAGAGUGCCCUCAUUGAACCAUCCAUCUCUGGCGUCAUCUACGCCAGCUCCUCCUCGCCAAAAGAUCACGGAACAGGAUAUUAUUGCGGCCACUUCGAGCCAUGAUAUUGUUGGAUACUUGAACACUCUUGUGGGGAGUGAGGCGGAAGCCAACUUGAAUGAGUAUAGGAGGACUACUAAGCUUCAGAUGGACAAUGAUGCAAGUCUCAUUCGCCAAUUGAGAACAGAGCUACAACAGAAACAAGAGCUGAUAGAUACUCUCCUUAAACAGGUGCUGCAGCUACAAAAUAACGGGUCAGCUUUGCCUGCCACUGCUAACGCUACUCCUCAAAAGAGAGUGACGGGUGAAUUGUAUAAGCUGCCCAUCAGAUCGAACUCAGCUUCCACCCUGAUGAUCAGUCUGGAUGAUCUAGCUCAGGAAAUGAAGACCAUUGGCGUUACUCUUGACAUGCUUGAGCUUCUAACGGGAGUGAGAAUUGUCAAUUACGAGGAGGACAAGGAGAAAUUCCACUUCGACGUGAAGCAGUCUAGUACUAACAGCGAAGACGACUCCAGCACCAUCACCGUGGAGUACAAACUUGUGAUAAAGAAACAAUUUGAGCUUUCUGCUGAUGUUAAUUAUAUUCCUACAUUCUUAAAGAAGGUCCCCUCCUCUGUGAAGAACAGAUUGAUAGAAAACCUCCCUGACUACUUACAGGGCAGCCUUGUGUUCCCGUACAAUACACUCAGCCAGUUCUAUGCGAAAAUGAACCGUGCUCUCAAUAAAAGCACGAAAAGCUGA